AUGGUCACCCAGAACGUCAACGUAAACCCGGACAUAACCAUCUUCCGUGGGUUUAAAGACACUGGAAAUCAUGUAUGGUCCCCAUACGUAAACAAAUUAGAAGCGCGAUUGCGCUUCGCGGGCGUACGGUAUAAUAUAGGAGUAGGUUCGCCUAAAACGGCGCCUAGGGGCAAGAUACCAUACAUAGAAUGCCCCGAUCUAUCUACUACUUCCUCAUCCGGAAAGGGGGAAGGCUCCCAGCCAAAAGUACAACUCGGCGACUCUACCCUUAUUAUCAAGACCCUAACAGAGUGGGAUAUCCUUCCGGAUCUAAACAGAGCGCUAGACCCGUCGAAAAGGUUGCAAGACAUGGCACUAGUAGCCCUUCUAGAGAACAAGUUAUCUUUUUACCAAACUUGGGAGCGUUGGAUCCAGAAUUAUUACACCAUGAGGGACCAUGUUCUGUGGCCGAUCCCAUAUCCGAUCCGCGUCGUCGUGGGUUUAUUAGCUUAUCGUGCCAACGCCGCGAUGUUGAAUGGUCAAGGUACUGGCCGGUUUACCAAUGAGGAAAUUGAGCAGUCUAUGUAUGAGAUCUGGGAAGCAAUUAAUGUGCAACUUAUAACAUCGCGAUCCAGUAGUAAAGGCAGUGACGAAGAGCCAUUUUGGAUACUAGGCGGAGAAGAACCGACAGAGGCGGAUGCGUGUCUGUUUGGCUUCAUUGUAUCUGCUUGGAUAUGUACUGCCGGACCCAAAUCUCAUGACAUGAUCAAAAGUUUCCCCGUCCUCCUUGACUACGCGGGACGCAUUCACGACCGGUAUUUCCCGGAUUAUGAGAAAUGGACUGUGUAG
Molecule: messenger RNA, 828 nt
Organism: Daldinia childiae
Lineage: Eukaryota; Fungi; Ascomycota; Sordariomycetes; Xylariales; Hypoxylaceae
Product: putative glutathione s- protein
Exons: 4
Coding region: 1-828 (275 amino acids)
Source: RefSeq, a predicted model, not a curated record